This is a messenger RNA of Suillus subaureus, 450 nucleotides long. RefSeq lists its product as uncharacterized. NCBI's taxonomy places the organism in Eukaryota, Fungi, Basidiomycota, Agaricomycetes, Boletales, Suillaceae. The annotation marks the transcript as partial. The record is from RefSeq and is a predicted model, not a curated record. The transcript is spliced from 5 exons.
GGUUUUGCACAUGAUGCAUGCAGUAAACUACUCUGCCCAGCAGAAUGGCGCUGGGAAGACCCAAUUGUCAAGGCCAGCAUUCAUGACCAUACAACUGCAUUCAUUGUUUCUGAAAACUCAUGGCUGUCAUUUAUGUAUGAGAACUAUGAAGCUGAUGCCAUGAAUCUGGACCAUGGUCUCUUUAAGUCCAAACUAUUGGUUAUGGGUUUUAAAGCCAUUUUCACCUCUCCCUCCUCUGCCAAUGAAGUGGAUGGUGAUGGUGAUGGUGAUGGUGCUGAUCAUGCCAAAGUAAAGACAUGCAUUGCCUCCAUCAUAGGCAUGAGGAAGGUGACUCCUCACAUGAUUGCAUAUACAGCUUUUGAAAUUUUAAUUCUCCUGAUCCAAUUCAUGCUUUCCAACACCACCUCCUGGUGCACUAUGGAUGGAGAUUUUGAUUAUCACAUUUUUUGA